AUGGAGCUUGUACUUACCGGUCUAAUUGGAGAUGCCUGUCUGGUCUAUUUGGAUGACAUCAUCAUCGUAGGCCGUACGUUUGAGGAACACCUUCAAAACCUGGAACGCGUGCUCAUGAAGAUCCAGAGUGCCAACCUCAAGUUGAGUCCGAAGAAGUGCUCACUAUUCAAACGGCAAGUUAGUUUUUUGGGGUAUGUAGUGUCGGAAGAAGGUAUCCGCACGGAUCCAGAGAAAAUUGCCGCUGUCAAGGAGUGGCCGGUUCCAAAAGACAAGACACAGGUUAGAGCAUUUUUGGGUUUGUGCUCUUAUUAUCGGCGAUUUGUGAAGAACUUUGCAGAUAUAGCCAAACCUCUGCACAAGCUAACCGAGGAGAAGCGACGUUUCUGCUGGGAUGAAAGUUGCGAUAUUGCAUUCCAGGAGCUCAAGAACCGUCUGUGCAAAACACCUAUUUUGGGGUACCCUGAUGCGGGCAAGGAAUUCAUAGUUGACACAGACGCAAGUGAUAUAGGACUUGGCGGUGUGUUGUCUCAACUGAAUGGUGAUCAAGAGAUUGUGAUAGCGUACUUCAGCAAGUCGUUAUCAAAGCCGGAAAGGAACUAUUGUGUCACAAGACGGGAAUUGCUUGCUGUGGUAAAGUCCUUGCAGCAUUUUAGCAAAUAUCUUCUAGGGCGGAAAUUCCACUUACGAACUGACCAUGCUGCACUGAAAUGGCUAUUGCAGUUCAAAAAUUCGGAAGGACAAGUUGAGAGAUGGAUUGAACUACUACAGGAAUACGACUUUGUGAUCGAACAUCGCAGCGGGAAAUCUCAUGGCAAUGCAGAUGCAUUAUCAAGAAGACCUUGCCCUGAAGAUUGCAAGCAUUGUACUAGGCAAGAGGGUAAAGAAGUGGUAUCUGCGAGGAAAUUCAGGACAGACCAGCUCAGCAAUGAAUGGAAGGACAGCCUACAACAUGCACAGCAGGAAGAUUCGGACAUUAAGCCGAUUCUGGAAUGGAUGCAGGCCAUUGCUCCUAAGCCCAAGUGGAGCGACGUCUCAGCAAUGAGUUCGACCAUGGAAAGCUAUUGGGCCCAAUGGGACAGCUUGCUGAUUCAGGAUGGAGUCCUGUGCCGUAAAUGGGAAAACGGUCAGGGAGACAGGUGUCACUUGCAAAUGGCUGUCCCUAAGGCUAAAGUGCCGGAUGUUCUACAGCUGUACCAUAGUGGUUGUUCAGGAGGCCACCUGGGAGUUAAACGAACUCUCCUGAAGAUCCGAGAACGGUUUUACUGGGUCCGCUGUCGUGACGAUGUCGAGGACUGGUGCCGCAAAUGUACAAGUUGUGCGGCUGUAAAGGGACCUCAAAUUCGUAGUAGAGGCGCAUUGAAAUUGUACAAUGUUGGUGCACCAUGGGAGAGGAUAGCCAUUGAGGUUGCGGGGCUGUUUCCAGAAACUGAAAGUGGUAACAAGUAUUUCAUGGUUGUGAUGGAUUACUUCACUAAGUGGCCAGAAGUCUUUGCCAUUCCAAAUCAAGAAGCUUCAACAGUUGCAGAUAAACUAGUUAAUGAAGUCUUCUGUCGUUUUGGAGUACCCUUAGAGAUUCACAGCGAUCAAAGAAGGAAUUUUGAGUCUCAAAUAUUUCAGGAAACUUGCCGAGUUAUGGAUACUCAGAAAACACGAACACGAACACACGAACUUCUUACCACCCACAAUCCGAUGGAAUGGUGGAAUGAUUUAAUCAGACAUUGGAGAGGUACCUAG
Molecule: messenger RNA, 1734 nt
Organism: Parnassius mnemosyne (clouded apollo)
Lineage: Eukaryota; Metazoa; Arthropoda; Insecta; Lepidoptera; Papilionidae
Source: the annotation of a GenBank genome assembly